Messenger RNA from Osmia bicornis bicornis, 1635 nucleotides. RefSeq names its product cytochrome P450 6k1-like. Gene Ontology annotation, molecular function: heme binding; oxidoreductase activity, acting on paired donors, with incorporation or reduction of molecular oxygen; iron ion binding. The record is from RefSeq and is a predicted model, not a curated record. Lineage: Eukaryota; Metazoa; Arthropoda; Insecta; Hymenoptera; Megachilidae. Bases 48 to 1559 code for a protein of 503 amino acids. The transcript has 6 exons.
ACUUAUAUCAGUGGCACAUAGGAACUGGUAGCAUUAAGUUCCAAACUAUGGCAGUGUUAACUUCCUUUCUUUUGAACUUUGGCUUUACAGUGGUCGCUCUUUUAGCGAUUCUCGUUCUUUAUGUGAAAUAUAAACGAAGUUAUUGGAAAAGCCGAGGGGUGACUUCUGUACCGGGUCACUGGUUGUUCGGCAAUGUAAAAGAGGCUGCAUUACAGAAGAAAAGUUUUGCAAAUGUGUUCGGUGAAUUGUAUCAGCAAGCCUCAGAGAAGGACGUCGUUCUAGGAUUUUAUAUUUUUCAUAAACCCUUUCUGUUAGUGAAAAGUCCGGAACUGAUUAAACAGAUUCUAAUCAAGGACUUUAAUAUUUUCCCAAAUCGUCAUUUCUCUGCCGGCUCGUUCCACGAUGAAAUCGGUAACACAAAUCUCUUUACCAUUCAGAACCCUCCAUGGAAACAUCUCAGGACCAAACUUUCACCUAUAUUCACCAGUUUAAAACUAAAGAAACUUUUCCAUUUGAUAGUGGAAAAUUCUGAAUCAAUGAACAAAUAUUUAGAGGAUCAAUUUUCAAAUGGUACAAAAACAAAAAGUAUCCUUUUAAGAGAUGUUACCUUAAGAUAUACGACUGAUAUCAUAUCCAAUAUUGCUUUUGGAGUUCAAGUGAAUUCUUUUAAUCCUGAUAAUACAGAAUUGUUUGAAAAAGUUCAAGAGGGACUAAAUUUUUCCAUCAAGCGGGGCAUACAAUUUGCCACAAUGUUCUUCUUCCCAUCCGUUGCACCAUUUGUGGGUGCUCAAAUGUUAGGCUCAUCUACUGAUUACUUCCGUAAAGUAUUUUGGGAUUCCAUGGAUGCUAGAGAGUUGAACAAAGUUAAACGAGGAGACUUGAUUGAUUUGUUAGUAGAACUAAAGAAUGAGAAACAAGACAACGAAGACUUCAAAUUUACGGGUGAUGCACUGGUGAGCCAGGCGGCUAUUUUUUUCAUUGCUGCUCGUGAAGCUAGUGUAACAACCAUGUGCUUCACCCUUGCUGAACUUGCAAAGCAUCCAGAGAUUCAGAAACGAACGAGAGCAGAAAUUUUAGAGAAGUUAGCAGAACAUGGAAUGACGUACGAGGGUGUUCGGAGCAUGAAAUAUCUUUAUCAAGUAAUUUCAGAAACUCUGAGGCUAUAUCCACCAGCUCCGAUCCUUGACCGAGUUCCAAUUCAAAAUUACAAGAUACCAGGAAGUAAUAUAGUUAUAGAAAAAGGAACGCCUGUUUACAUAACUCUGACCGGUCUCCAACGUGAUCCAAAAUACUAUCGCGAUCCUCUGACUUACAAUCCUGAUAGAUACAACGAGGAGAAUAAAGAUGAAAUUUCACAGUGCACGUAUAUACCCUUUGGCGAUGGUCCACGAGCUUGCGUUGGUACACGGCUCGGCCAGUUACAGAGUGCGAUAGGUAUACUGACGAUAAUUAAAGAUUAUGAAGUUUCAUUUGACUCCACUUGUAAUUGUGAGAUCGAUAACCGUAACGUAUUCUUGUCACCCGUGGACAAAUUCAACUUAAAAUUGACAAAACUUUAACAGGUGUUCAAUCGUAAAUGAUUAAAAAAAAAUAAUUAAUUUGUUCGUGAUAAUAUAUAAGACGUUAUAAAUACAA